AUGAGAAGAUUUGUGGAGCAAAAUGACGACCCACACUACUGGGGCAUAGGAAUGAAUGUCAAGUGUAAACCUGGAUAUUGGCAAAAAUUUUCAAUUGAACAGCGCGAAAUUCAGCCCGGGAAAGCGCUCCGAACUUUUAGGCACGGCGAUGAAAUACUUCAUCAAGACUUGUCAGAUGUUCAAAACACCAUGACUGGCGACGUAGUCAAAGUAUACCUUUCCCAAGAUUCCGACAAUACAGCAGGAGAGCUCGCAGAAGUUCGAAACUUCUACUUUCAAGAGCUCGAACCAUGCUUAGAUCCAUGUGAUGGGUACGAAGAUUGCACAACUUUCAUAAAUUCCUGUGAAGCUCAUGUUGGACCGAACAUCAACAAGCUGUUGUUUGGAAACUUUAUAGCGAGGCGCCUUGGACAUGAAGCGAUUCACGAUACGACCUGUGAUGAAGGAUGGUACACUUAUGAGCUCAUUUCGAAGCAAGACCCAGAUGAUCCUGCAACAACAAACUACACUUUAACCGAAGAUGGAGUUGAGAUCUAUUCCGACUCGCAUCCGACAAAACUUCUUCCGAACGGUGACCAAAUAGAGGUUCACGUUUCAGAUCCGGAACAUAGUGCAGCAACAGCUUUCCAUGUUCGAAAUUUCUACAUUGAAACGCUUACUGACAACGAUAUCUGUGACGAUCCUACCUUUUGCCCAGUUGACUCGUUGUGUUCUGCUGAAGAUUUUACGUGCACUUGUCAUGUUGGUACAAUUUAUGAAAAUUAUUGCUUGACGGCUGAUUGUGAUGGGUAUCAAUGUUGCAAUGGUGGUUUUUACGAUUCAAAUGCAAAUCAAUGCGUAGAUGUUGAUGAGUGCAGUCUUCAAGAGCCGAUUUGCCCAUCAGAAAUAAUGACAUGUUCGAAUACUGAAUUCAGCUACGAGUGUUCCUGCCCAGUUGGAUACGAAAAUGCGUUUUGCGCCGGAAAUGCUUGCAGAACCUUUCAAUGCGUCGAAAUCGACGAAUGCACAACUCAAAAUCCAUGUUCGACAACAGAAACCUGCAAGAACACCCUUGGAAGCUAUGAAUGUGACUGCAUAGAUGGCUAUAAUCGUGUAGAUGGUGUUUGUGAAGACAUAAACGAGUGCGAGGCUGAAAGUGAAGCUUGUCCUCAAUUUUCAACUUGCGAGAAUAACACUCCGGGGUUUCAAUGCGUAUGUGAUCCUGGCUUCGUUCAAGAUACUUGCAGUGGACAUGAUGAUUGCAGUACGUUUGUUUGUAUUGAUGAUGAUGAAUGUUCAAUUGAGCCUUGUGGUGAAAAUAUGUCAUGUACGAAUUCAGUUGGAAGUUACUCUUGUGAAUGUUUUGACGGCAUGAAUAUGAUCGACGAUGAAUGUUUUGAUGUUGACGAGUGCUUAUUUGAAGAAGACAUUUGUCCAGCGUUUUCCACUUGUGAAAACCUCCUAGGAAGCUUCAAAUGCUCCUGUUCGACUGGUUUUGAUGGUGGAUUUUGCUCCGGUUAUCAAGACUGCUCAAGUUUCGCCUGUGCAGAUAUAGAUGAAUGCAAAGUUGGAAGCCACUCGUGCGAUGAGAUUUGUACGAACACUGUUGGUAAUUAUACGUGUUCUUGUCCUAUUCAAAUGCGGCAGAUUGGCUUUUUUGGUUGCGAAGAGGUCAUCUUCGAUUCUAAAGAUCUGAGUAAAAUGGACGAUGAUGAACUCAAAACAAUGAUUGAAAAUGAGUUUAUAGUUAUUCGCGAUAAAAUGCAACUUGCAAUAAAAUUGACCAACGAUUCGAAAUUGGUAUCAGAAGCAAUAGGAGAAGCUUCCGCGAGGACGGGGAAUCUCUUGUCGAAUCUUCUUGCUCCGAAAAGCGGCGAUGAUGCGUUUUUGAAAAAAAUCGGUUCUUCGAGCAUUGACUUACUGCUGGAGAACAGUGAAAACAUGGUCUCGAUAAGAAAAGGCUUGAAUCUGCUCCUUGAUGCAGUUUCUGAAGACUCCCCGUCGACUGAGUUUAUCGUCUUUGGAGAAAACAUAACCAUUCCUGUUUUAUUCCAAGAAACGAAAAGCAGCGAGAAAGGAAUGUUUGCAGAGAUAAAGUUCAAUCCUUUUAUCUACUCUGAUGACGACUUGCGACUUGCCAAAAAUGUCCUUUACUCUGCCAACUAUGAGGGCUCCGCUCAAAUGUCUUUUCAACAGGAAGCUAAGACGAUUAAGAAGAAAAUGGUACCAGACCAGGGCGAGAUUAUCCGAUUCGACCUUGAAAACAACGAAGACUUUUUCGUGUUCUUUGAUUCUGAGCUUCAAAACCUCCAUCUCGAAUUAUUCGUUGACUUUUGGUACCAGCCCGAUCCAAAGCUGCUUUCCUUCCGACAUCAUGCGAAUCUCCCAUCGUUUAAAAAUGUAACUGACUUAUCAUCUACAAUUUGCACGGAGAAGAACUGCUCUGGUGAUCCUUAUGGGAUACAUUUUGACAAGAAUGAGGUUGAGCACUGCUUUUCUCGCGAUAAAUGCUCAAUAUUUAUCCUCAUCAGAUCAACUUCUCUUGAUUCUGAUCAAGAAGAAUUCGACCUAAGAAUAACCUCCGUUUCUGCAUCCUGCGUAACCGAUAAGUCAGAAAAAUGGAACCGAGACUUUUGUGAAGUUAUGAGUGAUUCCACCGCUGUAAAUGUUAAAUGCUCGUGUAAGAUCUCCUCUGGCGACAAGAUCACGUCACGAUCAGGAAGUUUUACAACUGUGGCAGACUACUACACAGUCUUUGUAAACGAAAUAAUAACCCUAAGCGUGAAACUAUUCCCCAUCAUCCUCGGUUUUCUCUGGGUUUGCAUCCUCAUUCGAAGCCAUUUCUUGGAUCGCUCGAACAACCGAAGCAAUUUUCUUCAUCCUCCUGCUCUGGUUAUCCGAAAAAGCUUUCAGCACGUUGCUGGUUUUUAUAUUAUUUCUGUCGACUCGCGAUUUUCCUUCAACAGAGCACCAAAAAUGCUCAAAUUGGAAAUUUUCUUUCUCGAUCUUCUUCUCAGAGAGCAAAUUGUCGAAUUUUAUCUUGGCUCAGAAAACAACAGAAUAUUUGAAAACGGAAAAAUAUCCCAUUUUUUGAUGACGCUUCCGAUUAUGAAGAUCAAGAGCUUGAAAUUAUCUACUAAUAUCCACAAAGAACUGGAAGCAACAUUUCUGCCAAAGAAAAUAUCUUUCUUCAAAGUUGACCAAUUUCCACAAUCAAAUUCAAAGGCGUCUAUUAGCAACAUCGCUGGGCAUGAAUCCACAGUAGUUUUUGAUAAAGACGAUGUGAUUUCUGUUCUUGGGACUGAAGAAGCUUGCUCUUCAAAAGUAUUUAUGGACGAUAAAUAUCAAGAAGAUACUUGUCUCAAGGAAAAACUCAUUGACAAUAGCCACUGGUUUGGCCCGAUUUUAUCGAGAAGACAAAAUGAAAUUUCGAGAAAAACGACCGACAAAAGUGAACCCGAAUACACAUUUUUUGACAGAUCAGAAGCAUAUGAAAACGGAUUGUAUCAAAAACUACAGAAAUCAAUUUUAAACAAAGAAGCCAUUACUGACCUCGUUUACAAAUCGAAACACAAAGCUGACUUUCGCCUCACAAUGCGACGAUUUAUUUCUUACUUUUUCUUGACGUUGAGUUUAUACGGGCUUUCUACAGUAAUUUUACCGACUGAGAAAUUCCUUCUUGACAAAAACUUCCGCGACAAAAUAUCCAUCAUUCCGAGCCAAACCCAACUCAAUAUCACUUCAACGUGGGAAUUAAUUCAAAGCGAAAUCGUUCCUCUCAUCCACUCUGGCAAUCCCAGUAAUGGCGAAAAAGCAAAUUUGAAAGACAGAGCUUUUGCAAGAGACAACGUCAAUUUCCGCCUUGGUCCUGCCUCAUUGACUCAGCAUCGCGAUCAAUGCGGCUUUUUCACUACUUACUGGAAUCCACAACCAACUGCUUCAGAAAGAGCUAUGGAAAAGGUCAUCAAAUCGCCCCUUCUAUCCUCCUACUUUUCAAACACCAGAUCAUCCCUUUCUUCUGACAUCUUUCUUCAAACUCCGAAUCGAAUAACCUCUUCCACCUGCGCAUUCUCAGCCAUUCUUGGAACCUCAAAAGAAAGUGCCGAUUACAUGACCGACUUUCUCCGCAAAAACGCCUGGUUCGACCAAGAAACAAAACUUCUCAUCUUCGAGCAGAGCUUUUUGAACAUGAACAUCAACGCGUUUGUCCAAUUGAGAGUGGUAUUCGAGUUCGUUGAGGGAGGCGCCAUCAUCCCGUCCCUGACGAUUCAGCAGCUCAAAAAUGUGGAGUUGACCGACUACACUUUUGCAUUCAACCUUAUUGUUUUCAUCACUCUGCUUCUUUAUGAAACGGUCGAGAGUACAAGAGCAUCCUCAAACAGCUGA
Molecule: messenger RNA, 4365 nt
Organism: Oikopleura dioica
Lineage: Eukaryota; Metazoa; Chordata; Appendicularia; Copelata; Oikopleuridae
Source: the annotation of a GenBank genome assembly